CGCGCGCAGCCGGCCCUGGCCUCGCUGGGGACGGAGGGACGUAGGCAGGGCGGCCGCCGGCCCGACGGGAGCCUGGGCCCGCCCGCCAUGGUGGAGCGACGCUUCUCCAAGUUCCUGCAGAAACUCGCCCUCUCGGGCGCCGGCCGCCAGUACCAGGCGCUGGGGAAGGACGACGAGGAAGCCUUGAUCGCCGAGCGGCACGAGCUCGAGGCCGUCGAGAAGGAGCGGGCGGUGGCGGCGCUGCCGCCCAGGGACGCGUGCGCGUGCCGCAAGGAGGAUCUGGCCGAAGCGCUCUGCGUGGACCUGCACACAGGGCUGUCGGAGCUGGCGGUGACGCAGCGCAGGCUGGUGCACGGCUGGAAUGAGUUUGUCGCCGACCACGCGGAACCUGUAUGGAAGAAAUACCUCGAUCAGUUUAAGAACCCGCUGAUCCUGCUGCUGCUGGGCUCCGCCGUGGUCAGUGUCCUCACCAGGGAGUACGAGGACGCGGUCAGCAUCGCCGUGGCCGUGCUCAUCGUGGUCACCGUGGCCUUCAUCCAGGAGUACAGGUCGGAGAAGUCUCUGGAAGAGCUGACGAAGCUGGUGCCCCCGGAAUGCAACUGCCUCAGGGAGGGCAAGCUGCAGCACGUGCUGGCGCGGGAGCUGGUGCCCGGAGACGUCGUGGCCCUCGCCAUCGGAGACCGGAUCCCCGCGGACAUCCGGCUCACGGAGGUCACAGACCUCCUGGUGGACGAAUCCAGUUUUACCGGAGAAGCCGAGCCGUGCAGUAAAACGGACAGCCCGCUGCCAGGCGGGGGCGACCUCACCACGCUGAGCAACAUCGUCUUCAUGGGGACCCUGGUGCAGUGCGGGCGGGGCCAGGGAGUGGUGAUUGGAACAGGGGAAAGGUCCCAGUUUGGAGAAGUGUUUAAGAUGAUGCAGGCUGAAGAGACGCCUAAGACCCCGCUGCAGAAGAGCAUGGGCGAGCUGGGGAAGCAGCUGACGCUCUUCUCCUUCGGCAUCAUUGGUCUGAUCAUGUUCGUGGGCUGGCUGCAAGGCAAGCAGCUCCUCAGCAUGUUCACCAUCGGCGUCAGCCUGGCCGUGGCGGCCAUCCCAGAGGGCCUGCCCAUCGUCGUGACGGUCACGCUGGUCCUGGGCGUGCUGCGCAUGGCCAAGAAGCGGGUCAUCGUGAAGAAGCUGCCCAUCGUGGAGACGUUAGGUUGCUGCAGCGUCCUCUGUUCCGACAAGACGGGGACCCUGACUGCCAACGAGAUGACGGUGACCCAGCUCAUGACCUCGGACGGGCUGCACGCCGAGGUGAGCGCCCGCAGGACGCAGGAGCCUCGCUCGCUGCGAAGGCCGGACAGGCGCCCCGGCCAGGGACGGCAGCUUUUCCACGAGCCGGAGCCUGGGAGGGGGCGCUGGGCCCCGGCACCAACAGCACAGGCUCAGACUGUCCCCUUUCAGGCAGGCUGUGUCGCCAACAACGCUGUCAUCAGGAAGAACACCGUGAUGGGACAGCCCACGGAGGGGGCCCUGGUCGCCCUGGCGAUGAAGCUGGACCUGAGCCGAAUUAAAAAUCAAUACGUAAGGAAACAAGGAGAAUUCCGUUCAGGCUCGGAGCAGAAGUGGCAUUGGCGGAUCAAGUGCAGCCCGAAGAAAGAAGACCGGGAAGACGUGUACUUCAUGAAGGGGGCCUUCGAGGAGGUGGUCCGCCACUGCACCACGUACAACCACGGGGGCAUCCCCCUGCCGCUGACGCCCCAGCAGCGCUCGCUCUGCCUGCCGGAGGAGGAGAAGAGGAUGGGGUCGCUCGGCCUGCGGGUGCUGGCGCUGGCGUCGGGGCCCGAGCUGGGCCGGCUGACCUUCCUGGGCCUCGUGGGCAUCAUCGACCCGCCGCGGGCCGGCGUGAAGGACGCGGUUCGGGUGCUCUCGGCGUCGGGGGUGUCCGUGAAGAUGAUAACGGGAGACGCUCUGGAGACCGCCCUGGCCAUAGGACGAAACAUCGGCCUGGCCAACGGGAAGCUGCACGCCAUGUCCGGGGAGGAGGUGGACAGCGUGGAGAAGGACCAGCUGGCUGAUCGUGUCUCGAAGGUGUCUGUGUUCUUCAGGACCAGCCCGAAGCACAAGCUCAAGAUCAUAAAGGCUUUGCAGCAGUCGGGGGCCAUCGUGGCCAUGACCGGGGACGGGGUGAACGACGCGGUGGCCCUGAAGUCCGCGGACAUCGGGAUCGCCAUGGGGCAGACGGGGACGGACGUCAGUAAAGAGGCCGCCAGUAUGAUCCUGGUGGACGAUGACUUCUCGGCCGUCAUGAACGCCGUGGAGGAAGGCAAGGGCAUCUUCCACAACAUCAAAAACUUCGUGCGGUUCCAGCUGAGCACGAGCAUCUCGGCCCUGAGCCUCAUCGCCCUGUCCACCGUGUUCAACCUGCCCAGCCCCCUCAACGCCAUGCAGAUCCUGUGGAUCAACAUCAUCAUGGACGGGCCGCCUGCGCAGAGCUUGGGCGUGGAGCCCGUGGACAGAGACGCCCUCAGACAGCCGCCGCGGAGCGUCCGGGACACCAUCCUCAGCCGCGCCCUCCUCCUGAAGGUGCUGCUGUCCGCGGCCGUCAUCAUCAGCGGGACCCUCUUCGUCUUCUGGAAGGAGAUGCCCGCAGACAGAGCCAGCACCCCCCGCACCACGACGAUGACGUUCACCUGUUUCGUGCUGUUCGAUCUGUUCAACGCCUUGACCUGCCGCUCUCAGACCAAGCUCAUCCUGGAGAUCGGCUUUCUCAGGAACCACAUGUUCCUCUACUCGGUGCUGGGGUCCAUUCUGGGCCAGCUGGCUGUGGUGUACAUCCCGCCCCUGCAGAGGGUCUUCCAGACAGAGAACCUGGGCGCGCUGGAUCUGCUGUUUCUCACGGGCCUGGCUUCCUCCGUCUUCAUCGUCUCCGAGCUGCUCAAACUGUGCGAGAAGUACUGCUCCCGCGCCCCGGCCGCGCAGACCGGCCCCGAGGACGAGGGCGUGUAGCGGGCCUCGCGCUGGGCACGUCCCUGAACACUCUUUGUGACUCGGCCCUUCCCCCGCUCCUCCUGCAUCUCACCCUCCCCAGAGGGACGUUCUGGGGACACGGUAGCAGUAGGUCACUCACCUGAUCCUCCCUAGGGACCCGCAAGGUGGUCCUCUGGGGGCCCCCACCUCUCCGUCCCUCCUGCCAGCUCUGGGACCUACAGGGGCAGCCUGCACGGAGACAGCGCACUAUUUAUUAAAUCAGUGAUUUUUACUAACUACGUCUUUGUGCCGCAGUUUGCUGCACGGGUCCCUUGCGGGGGCGGCCACUUCUCUGCCCAGCGUCCUUGUCUUCGGGGCCCCAUUUCCUCCUUGGAAAUGAGGGCUUGGGUAUUUAUUACCGUGACAGAUUUAGUGUCUUUCCUACAAGUGGCCGGUUGGACACCUACAGCCGUGGGCUGGGGACUGUGUGGGGACGGCCUGAGAGAAGGCCCUGGCUUUGGAGAUGUCGGUACAGG
Messenger RNA from Microcebus murinus (gray mouse lemur), 3488 nucleotides. The record is from RefSeq and is a predicted model, not a curated record. NCBI's taxonomy places the organism in Eukaryota, Metazoa, Chordata, Mammalia, Primates, Cheirogaleidae.